AUGGCGACAACAAUGACGGCAUUCCAAACGUGCCAAGGGGUAGGCGCCGCGGAGGAGACAAAAGUGGAAGUGCUAUUGGUGCAUCGAACCUUGGAAAAUCUGGGCGAGACCAUUGGUGUGAGCAAUUACCGGGGUCAGAAGGGCGGCGAAGAAGGCAACACUGCCGUUGAGCGACAGCACGUGGUUUACAGCGAAAUCGCUAGAUUCCUCUGGAACUCGGAUGACGAGGACGGCAGUAAGCAACCAAGAGAUUCGGGCGACACCAAGUAUGGCGGUGACGAACGAGGGGAAAGUGCUGGUGAUCAAAUAACCAGCGUAGCCGCAUACCAGCAAAACGCUGCCACGGGUUCUGCUACUGAUGGUGACUUGCACGGCAAACGUGGCGGCAGCGCCGGUGGUAAGUCGAAUAGGUCCAUCGAAAAGGACCCGGACGCUACGGAAGGCUUCCACAGGGUGGGUUACGACAAAGAACGGGUUGGAAGAGCCGCGGGUUUCAUGCUUCCUAUCUCCGCACCUGAAGCCCAAAAGGGGGACGUUAUCCUAAGGAAUUCAACGCCUAUUGUGCGCAGUAACAUCGGUGGCAAUAAUGAACGCACGGCUCAUUUUGUGCCAACCGUUAUCGGGCGUCAUGGUGGCGACAAUGACGACGUCCAAUACCGGUCCCCCCCUACGAGUCCAACGGGCGUCAUGGAGAACGUUAUUUCGUCUGGGACGGACACAUCACCGGCUGGGGGUGAUGAAGAGCGUGGCGGGUUGGAGCUGUGGAAUCGGCCAUAUAGUUCGUAUUUUAACGAUGAACCUGCAAGGGGCAGAACACGGAGGAAGGGGGUGACAGGAAGGAGAUGGACAGCCCACAAGCACGACUACAAAGGCGACGCUUGUUUGAUGUUCGAGGAUUCGUACUCGGCCGAAGAAGAUGACUCCCGCUGGAAGGCUUGGCUGGAAAGCGAUGUUGGGGAGGAGGAGAGUGACGGCGACCGGCUCCACGCUGUUUACGAGGCAAAGCAGGGGCACCCGGGCGGCGGCUCUUGGACACCGGCAUCGAGUAAAUCUUCUUCGUGUUCGCCCCGCAAGACCGGCUUAUCCCCGGAUGCGAGGCCGUGGCUUCUCAAGCGCUCCCCCCAGUGGGAGGAUUUCAGGCGGCGCCGUUCCUCACUCCUGUCGCUGCAUUUCGGUCACGGUUCGCUCAUCUCUAGUACCACGGACCCCCAGCUAGCGCGCCCUGAAAGCGGCCAGCGUAUCCAUCCGAGAAAAAGCACGACCAGGUCGAGGCGGUCGCUGGUGGAGAAGCCGAGGUAUACACGAAAAGCCUCGGAAGGACGAGUUCGCGAUUGCUCCCUCGCCGCAAACCUCGCGGCUUGUACGGAGAUCGACUCGCCGGCGGCAGCAGCCGGCAACGACGCCGACGACGACGUCGCGGAGAAAAAAUAUCGCCCUCAGCCCUCUAGCGUUGUUACGAGCGGUAGUAGACGCCAGCAGGUGCAGAUCUCGGAAAACGGCCAAGAAAAGGCUCAGGAGGCAGGGAUGGUAGCGGGAGUGACAGCGGGAGUGGGGGUGUUGGGUAGACACCGACGCCCGUCCGGCACUUGGAGACUGGACAACUCACCGCACAAUAGUUCGUUGUCGGGGUUCAGUUCCAUUUCAGGGAUGAACGAGAGCAAGUCGAGCAUCGACGUACACAACUUUUUGGAGGAAUCUCUCGGAUCUGCUCAUGAAGACGGGGACGGCAGUAGACGAGAAGGAAUUGACAGUGGCCUUGUCGGAGGCGGGGGACUUGAUGACGGUCGCAACGGCGAUGUUUGCGGCGGUCACGACCUGGAUGCACAGGACAUCAGGUUUCUGUCGGAGUGCAAGAAGCUGCGGGAUGCCUUGCUGGCAGUAGAAGAUCUUCACUUCUGUGAGAAACCAGUGUUGGCCCCCUCGAUCGAGUCGGUGGAGCUCAUGAAGUGCCUGAGCAUCGUCGAUUUCUCUAGGGGGCAGAUCGUCUUCAAGAAAGGAGACCUUUCGGACUCCCUCUACUUCUUGUUAGACCCCGCCGCAGACGCAGAGUGGCAGUUGGACGCCGAGGAGGGUAGUAUGCUGACCAUGGAGACCAACGGAGACGGAGAUAAGCCACAACAGGUGCUGCCGCUCGUGCCUGGGAAGGGUUUUUUCGGGGAAGAGGGUCUCGUCUACAGGCGAGUACGCACUGAGUAUGUGCUCGCUGGGUUGCACGCGAACACAGGCGCCAGCGCAGGGGUAAAUUUGUUGGCCAAGCUACCCGCAACGGCCCAGACGGCGGUUCUUCAUGCUCUCAAGUACGCUGAUUACAAGCCUGGCGAGGUUAUCAUCAAGGAAGGAGAACCGGGAGAUAAGUUUUACAUGAUAACGCACGGUACGGUCACGGUUACCGCGAUGACUGCGGACUCCCACGGCUCGGAUUAUUCUUCUUCCUCAUCAUCUAGCAACAUCGUCGACGACGACCACGACGAGAAAGACAUGGACGACGAAGAUUCGUCCGAUGAACACGAGUUCGUGGCUUCGUUGUCCCCUCCCGCCGAUAGGACCCCCACCGCCGUUGACAACCAAAGAGAGUCGAUCAACGGUGGCGGUGGCGGUGGCGGUGACGACAGUGGCAGCAGCGGUGGAAGCAACGAAAACAAUGCUUUGAAGGACGCCAUUGGAAUGGUUUUCCUACCGCUUGAGGGUCGUAUCCAGAAAAAUACACCCGUGCCUAGGCUUCCGCCCGCGGAAGACCACCGUCGCCCAGCAACGCUGGCGACAGAAACUGUUGCUAGUACAGCGGCUUCAAGUGACACGCGGCCCGGGGUAGUUGGGGUAGCGACGGCAGCGGCGGGGGCGUCGGCAGGAAUGUCCGCAGUGGUGGUGGUGGACGAAGAAUCACCGAAAGUUAUCGAUAAAGUGAUUGGACAUGACGAUAUGACGACGGCAUCGGCGGCCAGUGGGGCAGAGAAAUGGGCCACAAACCAUUCCACGUCACAGGCCGAGCUCGCGGGUUGGAGCGAUCGAGAGUGGUCAUGCAUCGAUAGCCCUCCGACUGAAAGGGUUUUGACAAGGCUGUACGAAGGGAACAGCUUUGGAGAGAUGGCACUUAUCUACGAUGAGCCGAGAAACGCAAGCGUCCGCGCGACGACUGAGGUCACCUGCAUGUACCUUCAUAAAGACGUCUUUCGGAAGUGUCUUUGCGACAAGGCGUUCAACAGCAUUAUGGAGCAGGCGGCUCUACAGACCGCCUGCUAUCGGGAGCAAAGGAAGAAUAUCUCAGGACUGCAGCAGCAGCAGCAGCAGCAGCAGCAGCAGCAACACGUCGCGAACGAAGGAUCCAAGUUUGCUACGCCGAGACACGGGGUCGGGUCUUCGAACGACUUUUCCACCUUGAGGGCACUGGCGGCGGUGCGAGGUGCGACACGAUCAAGCUUCCGAUCCACUGGGCAGUUGACGUUCGCGGGACAAUCGAAUGGAGAGACGAGCGGGCGAGUGAUCAACGACUACCGUGUGUGCGAAAGGAUCGGCGAGGGCAGCUUCGGAGUGGUGUACAAGGUGGUUCGCGUGCAUACUGGUGAAGUCAACGCCAUGAAGGUCAUCACGAAAUCGAGGAGGGGCGGGCAGAAACGUGAGCUCCUGGAACGGACUCUCCGGCGAGAGGUGUCCGUGAUGAAAAUUCUGAGGCACCCCAACGUCGUGACCCUGUGGGAGGUUAUCGACGAUCCUCGAUCGCGGAAGGUGUACAUGAUCCAGGACUUCAUGGAAAGGGGCUCCUUGCUCAAGGAACAGUACGAAGUGGACCCCAUUCCCGAGCACACCGCCAUUUCCAAGUUCAUCCAAGCCGCCAGAGGACUCCAGUACAUCCACAGCUUUGGCAUCAUCCACGGUGACCUGAAGCCCUCCAACAUCUUGGAAGACGCCGAGGGCAGAGUGAAAAUAGCAGACUUUGGUGCCUGCGUGAUCAUAAACCCUGAGGAUGCGGGUGGAGAUGGGGAUAUCAGCAGCAGCGGAACAGGCGCAGAGUCGCCCAACGACGGCGGGAGGGAUCGGGAUCGGGAUCGCCGCAGGCACCGUCGAAAGAAACGCGGACAGCGGGUGGGGGGAACCCCGAGCUUCCACUCCCCAGAGCUCUUCGGAGAGGGCGGAGUGUCAAGGAUGUCGUUUGCUAGCGACGUUUGGGCUCUUGGGAUAUCGCUUUACCAGAUGGUCGUGGGCAAGCUGCCCUUCUUCGGACGAACGUACAGGGCGCUAAUGGCAUCGAUAAAAAUGGAGGGGCUCGCCUUUCCUUCGGACUGCCAGAUAGAGCCGUACCUCGUGAACCUCCUCCACAGGAUGCUUGACAAGAACCCGAACACUCGACUUUCCCUGGAAGGAGCGAUGAACCAUGAAUGGGUGACACGGGAGGGCGUAUGCCCCCCACAGAUAGAGGAAGGGCCACCGGGAGUGCCCAGCAUGGUUGAGAGAGCGGAGCCGCACGUUGCAGGUUUGCGAAGUAGGGACACGCGGCAGCGAAGGGCGGUGCAUCCUACCAUGUACCACCCUGCCGAAGGCGGCGGUGGUGACGGCAUCGUACGAAACAUAGCCGUCGGGGAGGGAAGAAAAGCGAUCGGCCGCGCCACCGGUGGUGCCGGCGAGAGCAACAUGCGGGCCAGAAGCAGCGUCAACGUGCUCACGUCCAAACGCCAUGUGCCUACUCUCAACAAUGAUCAUGCCCGCCGCAUUGGGGAUCGGAGGGACAACAAGACUUCUUCAUCGUUACCUUCGUUCUUAGAAUCGCCGCCGCCGAGUUCCAAGGCCAACCGUUAUCCCCCGCCGACCAGACCGGAAACUUGUCAACAGGAAGAAAUCCAGCAGCAUCACGACCAGAUUCGGAAACAGCAGCUGGACCCUACAGCGGACGGAGGAGAGACAUGGGAAGAAGGAAGAGGUAGGAUAGGGGUCCGCCGCUAUUUCGGGCAGGAGGCGAAGGUGGGGGCGAAGGUGGAAGAGAAGGAAGACGAGGAGCCAGAAGUGUGGAGCGACGGCGACGACAAGAUCGCCAGCCAAAGAAUCUUGGAGAACAUUGUGGACAAAGGUCACUUGUUUCUCCCGCCAGGGUUGGCCCUUCACGCCCUUACCGUGACUUUGCCAGAUGACAUUGCGGCUUCAAGUGCGAUCCCAGCCUCAGUCAGGGCAACACCGGUGGCGCCACCUGCAUCCAACAGCGCCAUCUCCAAGGAAGAGGACCAGGAAAGCGACCAGAGCGACACGGCCGAUGCGGCCGCUACAAGGAGCAGCAGCAAUUUACUUGCGGGAAGUAAAGAGUGCGCGGGACCCGCGCCGCUACCGGUGCCGGACAACCAGCAGCAUGAGCCCAACGCCACGGCAUCUUCUGUCGGUACUACGGCAAUCCCACCAUUGCGGCGGCAGGUAGAGCCCCACCCACAUAAGAGGGAAGGGCAAGCUCUUCUCCGGAGGUCGCCGAUGCCGCUGUCAAGCUUGCUUUCUUCGCCGUCCCUACUGGGCUCUGUAGAUCAGCGAACCCCGUCGAACGCUGAGCAGAGCGAUGAAGAGGAAGGAACCAGCGAUGGCGGCGGCCGUGAUGAAGGCACUGGUCAUCGAGGAGCCGACCGCGGCGGUAAUUACCGGAGCGUCUGUUCUUGUCCGGCCAUCGGCGCGACAGGCGCGUCUUCCCUAUUCGCCCGCCAUGAGCUGACGGAUAGAUCCGCCCUGGAGCGUUCGCAGCAACUGGUGCGAAAGCCAGACUUCCUGAUGCUACGGGCCAACCCCACCUUAGGCUCCAACAAGAGGGUGGUGAUUUCGUCGCUGAAAGCCGUCAGCUCCCUCAGGGCUUCCGCAGAAGGGGAGGUUGGUAGCCGCCGUUCAUCAGUCGGGGGUUCUAGCGCACGCGCUCAGGCUAAGUUGUUGCACAACAAUCAAAGCAGCGGGCAAGAGAGCGAGGAUUCUUCCCACAACAACCCCAGGAGGGUUCACGAAAACCAACAAGCAGCGGCGGUCGCUCGAGCAUCGCAUUCGAGCCUCCCAACCGCUAGGAGUGCCUUUGCUCUACUCUCACCACCAAGAAACAUCGCCACCAACACCAACAAGAAAAAGGACUCUACCAUCAGCUUCAGCACCACGUUGGACAAUCGACAUCGACGCAAUGGUGGCGGCGGCAGCGGAGGCGGCGAACCAAGAAGGAACAGCAGUAGAAUGUCCGUAAAGAGCAGCAAGGGGUCUUUUGCCGGCCGUCCAGACGAGGACGAGCAGGAGACUUUCACGAGGGCGACCACGGCAACACCCUUGCGUUCGAAGUUCCAAGAAUCACCGACAUCAGCAGGAGCGGAGGGAGAAGGGGGAGGAGCGGCAGAGCGUUCGUUCGACCAUUCACAAUCGGGGGGCAACCCUUCGGAAAGAAGGGUGGGGAGCGGUAGCAGCGGGGGGGGCGUGAUCGAGAGAAGGAAGACUGUAUCCCGAUCUUCUUUGCUCACCGGGAAGGAAGAGUCGAUGAGAUGUAUCGACGAAGAAGAGCCAGAAGAACUCCACAUGGGGGGACGCUCCACCCCACCGGGGAUGUCCGACGCCAAAGCCAGGAGCAAUCUGGGCAGCCUGCGAAUCGUAUCGGACAGCAGCACGGGCCUCGCGGACAACAACUCAACCAACAGCUAUGUAGGCAGCUCCGGUGCUGAAAGCAGCAACUGGGGAAUGGAGAGGUGGCGCAACGGAGCAGGCCCACAGACCCGAAGAAACGAUCUCAGAACCUAUCAGCUCAUUUGUGCUCACGUCGGCAUCGGCGGCGCAAAGGGCGCAGCAGAGGGUCGCGUUGGCGAAGGCUUGACCGCAGCCAGUGAAAUCGACAAGGAGGGUGGUUCCGGCGCCGGGGAAGGGAACUCGGAGAGUGAAUGCAGCAGCGACGGGAUGGGAGAGUCCUUAAGCGUGGCGGACAUCACGGAAUGCCUUGACCUCAUCGGGACCGGGGUGACGCGAGAAGACCCGGAGCUACGGGCUCUUGACCACCAGGAAAUCCUCGCGCUGACCGCGGGCUCUGGCGCCAAAUUUUCAAAACUCUUCAAGACUGCGUCCUCCUCGGGGGGCGAGAAUAGCCUCCUGGGGCACGUGCAGGCCAGGGCCUGGGCGGGACAGGAACACAUUUUGAAGUCCGUAGACUAG
Ectocarpus sp. CCAP 1310/34 is the source of this 7134-nucleotide messenger RNA. Lineage: Eukaryota; Phaeophyceae; Ectocarpales; Ectocarpaceae. The record is from the annotation of a GenBank genome assembly.